This is a messenger RNA of Bursaphelenchus okinawaensis, 2156 nucleotides long. NCBI's taxonomy places the organism in Eukaryota, Metazoa, Nematoda, Chromadorea, Rhabditida, Aphelenchoididae. The record is from the annotation of a GenBank genome assembly.
AUGAAUUUGUUACCGUCGGCGAAUCCAGUGUUACCCAUGGAAGACAGUUUGCUGUCAGUUGGAGACGAGAGUUUGACUGGAUUGGAGCCGGAUGAAUCCCAAACUUCUUCACAAUCUGGGUGUAGGUUCUUUUUUAUGCAUUUCUCUGUAUAAAAGCCAUUUGAUUAUUUUUUUGUAAAACUUACGUUUUAUAUGUUGUUUAUUGUUUUAAAAAAUUAUUAUUAUAGUGGACACUCCAAAGAGAAAGAACACAGCUUUGUUACGCUUGACAGAAGGCCAGAGCCUGCAGACUUCACCAGCAGAUCUGAUCGAGUACGAAUGGCCUUUAGGAUCUGGAGACAAGUACUUCUUACAGGUAAGAAUUAGUUUAUAGCUGUUAUUUUGUGUUCAGGAACAAAUAGCGGAAAUGUUGGAAGUAAAAUCCUUCAAAAGGAAAUAUCCCAACAUGCCGAGACGUACUAUUGAUGGAGAAGAGCGUCAGUACCUAUUCAAAGAGUUAGAGAUUGGCAAGACGCUUCCUAUUCAUCUCCAGUCCCUUCUCACAGCGGUAGAAUCAGAUGCUGUGCUUAACAUGAUGGCCACAGAGUAUGUUCCCUGCUUCGCCGAGUAUCAGAAGAUAUUGUUGACGAGAAGACAAAAGGAACUGAUUCAGCAACAAAACGAGAUCAAGAUGGUUCAGAUGGAUCCGGCGAAGUUGGCCGAGCUGCGAAAACAAGCUUUAAAGAACGCUUCCGAAGUGAACGAACAUCUUCAGAACAGUAGAAGGAACGAGCGACGAUACUUCUUCGACAUGCAGACUAUGGCAAGUUCAUUCUCAUAUGUGGAAGAGUUAGGGGAUAUUUUUUUAAAUUUUAUAUUUUCUAAAGAUAUUACUUUAUAUUUAAUUUCUUUGUGGCAAAUUUAGGUAACAAAAAUUAUUUUUUAUACAUACUUAUUUUUUAGGUAAUGCAAUGUCCGAAAAACAAGACGAAACGUCUUCCUCAAGCUUUUACUCGUGUUUCACCUUAUCCAGUAGCUUUGGUACAAGGACAACAUCAGGAUAACUAUAAAAGGUAACAGUAACAUAAGACAAUUUUGUUUGUUUAGGUGUAUCAAUUAAAAACACAAAAUCUAUAAACAUUGGUUUAAUAUCGCGUUUAUAAAAUAAAAUUUUGAUUUGUUUAAAACUAUUUUCAGGUAUACAAAAGAAGAACUGGACAAGUUCCCGUUGAACACGGUAAUCAACAACGAUCAUCUGUUUCCACCUUUGAGAGAACCUUCACCCCCACCUAUAAGAGUGUCAGAUGAGGAGAUCAAGAAGAUGAAACAUGUCGAAGCCAAGGUAAACUAUCAAUUUAUAUUAAGAAUUCAACUUUAAAAGAGGAUGCUUGGCAAAUUAUGUUGUUUUAGUAGUUUAAAAUUUAAUUUCCGCAACUUUUAUUACCUAAAUUUUUGAAAUCUAUUUAAUUGCCAAUUUUAGCAAGAAGAACCUCAAACGCCGCGCUCAGCCCGCUUGGCCAACAAGCGAUUGGAGAGAAAUGUACAUCCUUAAUAUAGAUUUAGUUUGCUAAUGGGUGGUUUGGUGCUUUAUAUCUUAACUAGUCGACCGUCUACCUUAUCAUCUUGUACAUAUAGAUAUCUAAAGCAUUUCGGGAUUAAAUAUUUUUACUCAGCUCUUGUAUGACUCUGUACUUUUAGUUUCUGCGCUUAUGUAGUCGUUGUAACUCGUGCCAGGAGAACGACGAUCCUCUGAGUGUGAUGUUGAAGUGCGUCAACUGUCACACCUUUGUCCACCCGAAGUGUGCCGAGAUGACACUGGACAUGGUCAGAGUGGUCAAGACCUACGAUUGGUGUUGUAUAGAGUGUAAGCGAUGCACAGUCUGUCACAAGCCAGAUGAAGAAGUAAGUUUUUGCUGUUUUUUGCUUUACAAUGGGAUUGUUAGAGUACUUUGGUACUAAUUUAGUCCAAAAUGUUACUUUUUUAUAAGUCAAAGAUCAAGAAAAUACUUUUCUGUUUAAUUUUUUGACCUUAAUUUAAAGUUUUAAAACUUUAUUUUAAGGCUUCUAUGAUGUGCUGUGACCUGUGCGACCGUGGCUACCAUACGUUUUGUGUUGGGCUGAGCAAGCCCCCGAGUGGCAACUGGCUAUGUCAAUAUUACUGCAAUCCCAAGAAAUGA